This is a messenger RNA of Kazachstania africana CBS 2517, 660 nucleotides long. RefSeq names its product Rmd6p (gene RMD6). The coding region runs from base 1 to 660 and encodes 219 amino acids. NCBI's taxonomy places the organism in Eukaryota, Fungi, Ascomycota, Saccharomycetes, Saccharomycetales, Saccharomycetaceae. The record is from RefSeq and is a predicted model, not a curated record. The transcript has a single exon.
AUGACUUCAGCAGAAAAUAGUAUAAUAGUAAUAUCUGGGCCAGUUUUACAAAAAUGUUCCGAUGGCACUUUGAGGGCAUUAACGGCCAUUUUGAACAAAGGCUAUGAUCUACCAAGAUACAAAUUCAAUGCUGUCCAAAGUGACAGAGUCCAAGACCAUGAAUCAUUCUGCCAUGACUUCGGUCUCGAUGAAGAAGGUACCAUGCUUUACCUUUUAGUGAAUGAUAUAAAGGAUAUCAGCAGUGAGCUGAAGUUAAUCGGAACAACAGGAAGUUAUCCAUUAUACAGCAGCGAUGUACCCGGCCAUUACAACUUUUCAUUUGAAAACGUCCUGGCUACAAUAGCUUACAAGACUUUCCCAGCCUCAGAAAUCCCAAAUUCAUUCGAGGUGACUGCUUUCACUUCAUUUGGUAAAGGCUGCGGUAUUGAAAUUGCCAAUGCCACUAUUGAGCACUUUAAAAAGGUCCAUCCAUCAUGUGACUCUCUGAUAGCUAAAGUCAUCACUAAUCAUGAUCUAGUUCCUUAUUAUGAGAAGAAGCUGAACUACAUUGAACUGGAUAGAAUUACGGUGCCAAAAAAGGAGACAGUGAAGGCAAAGUUCCACGAUAGUUUCAAGAUUGCUUGCGACAUUCAAGUUGCAACUUUGAAAAGAAUGAUUUAA